AUGUCCAUCUACGACGACAGCCCCGAGGCCCACGCGCGCCACCGCCGCAAGAUGCGCGACGUGCAGAAGUGGACGCUCGAGCACACGCCGUACGAGGUCGGCGACCCGUUCUCGCCGGCGACACAGGUAGGCCCAUUGCCUGCGACGCAUGUUGGCCCAUUGCCCACGACAGAUGCGAACAAUGUUGCCGUGGAUAGGAAUAGCUACUGGCCGCCGACUAUUUCUGAGGCGGGGGCGGACGUGUCUACCUCUCGCGCGGGUGGCGGAGGGGCGCGCAGGCCCGCGCCUCAGCGCGUGCACACCGCACCGCAGGUGGCGGGAGGGAUUCAGGUGGCGGGAGGGAGUCGCGUACCGCCUAUGCCAGUCCCUCCUAUGCCAGUACCGCCCGCGCCAACGGCGGUCCCGCCUCCGCCUCUGCUCCGCGUGCAGACCGCGCCUGUGUAUCCGGUAGCGGGGAUGGAGACGUAUGGGCCGGCGGUGCGUAGACCAGCGACGACUGGUCAGCCGCCGACGACUGGUUAUCCUCCGAUGACUGGCUACCCACCGAUGACUGGCUACCCACCGACGACUGGCUACCCGCCAAUGGUCUCUCAACCACCCAUUCCACGCACCCGCAAGCCCUCCAAGUCGACGCGCCCCGGUACGCCUAUCCCCGGCGGGCCCACGAUCAGCGGCCCCGGUGGGCCUACGCUCAGCGGCCCCGGUGGGCCUACGAUCAGCGGCCCCGGUGGGCCUACGCUCAGCGGCCCCGGUGGGCCCACGAUCACGGUCACCGCGCCGACGCCUCCCGCAAAGCUCACGACGCCUCCCGCGAAGCUCAGGAAGAAGACCUCGCUGGCGGCGCUGUUCAAGAGCUCGCGCACGAAUCUUGCUACGCAGUCGACGCCGCAGCUGGUCGGGGCGUCUGAGGCGCAGCUGGUCGGGGCGUCUGGGGCGCAGCUGGUCGGGGCGUCUGGGGCGCAGCUGGUUGGGGCGUCUGGGGCGCAGCUGGUCGGGGCGUCCAAGGCGAAUGUGGUGGAUAUUUCGCGCUCGUGGUACAAGACAUCCAACGCGUCCACGACCCAGCUGGACCCCUCGCGUUCGUGGUACAAGCGCGCGCCAGAGGACACGGUCAAGCGCGCGCCUGUGGACACGGUCAAGCGCGCGCCGGCGGAUGCGCCAAAGGUCGUCUACGAUUCACGCAAGGCGAAGGUCGGGACGGACCACCCGCUCAAGUCUUCUAUGGACCACCCGGUCAAGUCUUCUAUGGACCAACCGGUCAAGUCUUCUAUGGACCACCCGCCGAGGUCUCCUACUAACACCAAGAAACCAGUGAAGAAGCUCGUCAAGGACAUAUUCAAUAUCGGUGGGAAGCCGGGCGAGCGCAGUGGAAGCAGGGCUCGCGAGCGCGCGCAGACCCUGCAGUCGGCGUCGAGCGAUCAGCAAGCACAGCCGGGCCUCCAGCCGCAGUCGACGUCGGGCCUCCAGCCGCAGUCGACGUCGGGCCUCCAACCGCAGCUCGUGGUCCUGCCGCCGCUGGUGUCGGCUUUCCAACAGGAUCCUGUGCCGACCUUUCAGCACGAUGCUGUGCCGCUACCGUCGCAUAUCAAGGUCUUCCCGUCCCUGGAAAACGUCACGACUGUGGCUAUCGACGCAGACAGUGGCUCUCAUGACCGGCGCCAUCUGUCGCGCUCUCGUGAGCGUCGUCACCGCGAGCGGUCGCGCGAGAGGCAUCGGGAGCGCGGAGAUGGACAUCAUAGUCACCGCUCGCCGACGCGGGAUCGGCAUCGCGAGGACCGCGAGGACCGCGGUCACCACAAGUCGUCGAGGCAUCACGAGUCUUCUCGCCACCAUGGAUCUUCUCGCGAUGAGCACAAGUCUCGCCGCCGCGAUUUGUCUCGCGAUGACCACAAGUCGUCCCGAGAUGCUCAUGGCUCGAGCGACCGCCAUGGCUCCCAUGAUGGGCAUCGCUCUGACCGUCAUAGGCACAACCGGGAUGGGUCCAAGCAUCGCCAUGCCCGGGAGGACAAGCUGCGCGAGCGCGAGCACAGGGCCCGCCACCACUAG
Molecule: messenger RNA, 2046 nt
Organism: Schizophyllum commune H4-8
Lineage: Eukaryota; Fungi; Basidiomycota; Agaricomycetes; Agaricales; Schizophyllaceae
Exons: 2
Coding region: 1-2046 (681 amino acids)
Source: RefSeq, a predicted model, not a curated record